GACAAAGGAACAACCAAGAUCAUCUUUAAUCCAAGUCUCAGAGUCUUCACCUUUUCAAUUGCGCCAUUUUUUUAUGCAACUCACAGGAAGGUCUGCACCCAGUUACGACCUUUGAUUUAUGGUAUAUCAUUAUCGACGAUGUUCGUUCCGUCCGGGUUUUGGAUAUGGACGUAGACCAAUUAACUUUGCUUCUCAUCAAUCAGAUUACUGAUCACCGUUGUUGCCCUUACAAUCGAUCCAGUUCAGCCUGACUGAAACUAGAAGAAAAUGACGUUGAAAUAUGUCUGGUUAGAUGUAGAUCCGGGACAUGAUGAUGCCACUGCACUUAUGAUGGCCUGUCAAUUAGAGAAUAUCAAGCUUCUUGGAGUAUCCAGUGUUCACGGCAAUGCGUCCGCUGAUUGCACUGCCAAUAACACUGCAAGGUGUCUGCACGCAUUUGCUGCACCUUCCGAUGUUCUUGUAUAUCCUGGCGCAUGCAAGCCGUUACUUCGACCCACAAAACACGACCCUGAAAUUCAUGGAGAAGAUGGCCUAGGAGGUGUUGUAGGGCUCCCUUCAGCUGAUAGUCCUGAAGUUAAGGCACGAUUCGCUCGGAAAGUCGAUGGGUCAUUGAUCCAUGCCAUCGAGGGAAUGGCAACAGCCAUCAAGGACGCAUGGCGCAAUGGUACUGGACAUCAAGUAUCAGUUGUUUCCUCUGGACCAAUGACGAAUAUUGCCCUAUUUGUCAGCGUCUAUCCCAACCUCAUGGAAGCAGUGGAGCAGUUUGUAUUUAUGGGCGGAGGUGUGGGCGUUGGAAAUAGAUCUGCCGUCGCAGAGUUCAAUAUUAUGUGUGACCGUGCGUGUCUUAUUGAAAUAUGUUACGGUGCCUGUCUUGAUCCUCUAUUAGCUGAGGCGGCUCAGAUUGUCCUCGAUGCUCCAGUCAAGACUGUCAUGAUACCCAUAAAUGUCACACACACGGCGAUUGUCACCUCGGCUAUCCAUUCCCGCCUGAGAUCACCCCAUCUACCUUUCCUGGAUGGCGUGUUGGCACAUCCGUCCACCAAUCUCCGAGGCACUCUGUCUUCUGUCAUUAGUUUCUUUGCAGGAACGUACAAGUCAACAUUUGGUUUCGAUCAAGGUCCUCCUCUCCAUGAUGCAUUGACCAUCACAUAUGUGUCCCAUCCCGAGUUCUUUAGAGCUCAACGUUUCAGAGUGGAUGUGGAGUUACAUGGUAAGCACACGGCGGGAGAAACAGUCAUCGACGUCUGGAAUUAUCGGAUAUGUGAUGACUCAUGGGGCUCUAAUGGGAAGAAUUGCGUUGUCGCCCAGUCAGUUCAGGUCGACCAAUUUUUUGAAUUGCUUUUGGAAUGCGUCUCCCGAUGUGAUGCCAUAUCUCCGCUCAACGUACAACAACAAUGAUAAUUUACAGCACCCUCACACUUCUGAUCGACUUGCGACCGUUCUCUACAUCUACUCACGCUCUACUACCAUUGCUGAAGAUUUAUUCUUUUCGUGUAUUCAAACGCGAUGCGCCUUAUGACCAGUACAUACCCCAUAACAGUCGAGCGCUUUCAAUAAGGUUGUUCUUGAAUCCCUGUCAAAUCAACAUCU
Messenger RNA from Suillus fuscotomentosus, 1590 nucleotides. Its product is annotated as Inosine/uridine-preferring nucleoside hydrolase domain-containing protein. Gene Ontology annotation, biological process: purine nucleoside catabolic process. Gene Ontology annotation, molecular function: purine nucleosidase activity. The transcript is spliced from 7 exons. The record is from RefSeq and is a predicted model, not a curated record. Lineage: Eukaryota; Fungi; Basidiomycota; Agaricomycetes; Boletales; Suillaceae. The coding region runs from base 268 to 1398 and encodes 376 amino acids. Gene Ontology annotation, cellular component: cytosol.